CCCGCGCCGACACCCGCUCGCCACUCGCCCGUCGGGAGCCGCAGAGGUAGUGCCGCCUGGGAUUUUCUCGUCUCGUACUGACUGAAAAGUAGCCGCAAUGCCGCGUAUAGACAAUGACAUCAAAUUGGACUUCAAGGAUGUCCUCCUGCGGCCCAAGAGAUCUACUCUGAAAAGUCGAUCGGACGUAGACUUGGAGCGAACCAUCACCUUCAGGAACUCCAAGCAUACAUGGACGGGUAUUCCUGUCAUUGCUGCCAAUAUGGAUACUGUAGGCACUUUCGAGAUGGCCAAGACUCUUGCCAAGCACAAAUGUUUUACAACUAUACACAAGCACUAUAGCAUCGAUGAAUGGAAAGAGUUCGGAGAAAACAACAAAAGCACACUCAACUAUGUGGCAGCUUCUUCAGGCAUCUCAGACUCCGACUGGGAGAGGCUCCAGCAGAUCCUUGCAGCUUUUUCUGAGAUCAGAUUCAUCUGCCUGGAUGUUGCAAAUGGCUACUCAGAAGUAUUUGUAGAAUAUGUUAGAAAAGUUAGGAAGAACUACCCAGAACACACAAUAUUGGCUGGCAAUGUGGUUACUGGUGAGAUGGUUGAGGAGCUGAUUCUAUCCGGAGCAGAUGUGAUCAAGGUUGGAAUCGGGCCUGGCUCUGUGUGCACCACCAGGAAGAAGGCUGGUGUGGGUUAUCCUCAGCUGUCUGCAGUCAUUGAAUGUGCUGAUGCUGCACAUGGUCUUGGUGGCCACAUCAUUUCUGAUGGAGGUUGCACUUGCCCUGGAGAUAUUGCAAAGGCUUUUGGUGCUGGAGCUGAUUUUGUGAUGAUGGGUGGAAUGCUGGCAGGCCAUGACCAGUCAGGUGGAGAGAUGAUUGAACGCAAUGGGAGGAAAUUUAAACAGUUUUAUGGGAUGUCAAGUGCUACAGCAAUGCAGAAGUAUUCUGGAAGAGUAGCUGAGUACAGGGCCAGUGAGGGAAAGUCUGUAGAAAUACCAUACAAAGGAGAUGUGACACCCACCAUUCUUGACAUUCUUGGAGGACUGCGAUCAGCCUGCACUUACACAGGAGCAGGAAAACUCAAGGAGCUCCCAAAGCGCACAACAUUCAUCCGUGUCACUCAGCAGACUAAUGAGAUCUUUGGAGGCCUUGCUCCAGCAAAGGAAUCAUGAUUGAUUUAUAGCAGGAGAUUCCCAAGAGAAUGUAAAUUCCCCAUUUGAAUUUCUUAUUAGUUAUUUUCUCCCACAUACCCAUGUCUGUCCAUCUUUUAUUUAAUAUCUUUUGUCAUGGUGUCCAAAACAUUUUACCAAGCAAAUUUUACAAUUUAGUUUUGUUUUGUUUUCUUUUAGUAUCUCAUACUAAUGCCUGCCAGUAAGAUCAAAUGUAAAGAUAUACACAUGUGAUAAUCAGAAAACAAUCAAAGUAUCUUAUAAUUCUUAGAAGUGAAUUUGAUUAUUCAUCUGUAGAAAAAUGUAUGACAACACAGUAGCUAUUCAUACUUAAAUUCAUCAAGAAAGUACAAAAGAACGUUUAAAUUGAUGCAGGUACAAAAACUUGGAAAAUGUAUUUGUAUAAUUAUGCAUUAAUGAAUCUAAGAUCCUGUCUGAAUAUUAUGAGUAAUGUCAUAAGAUUUUAGUAGUUCUUAAGUAAAUGCUGAACAUUUACAUGGUUGAAGAUUUUACAAGAUGGUGCCAAAUUGGUGAGCAAAAGGAAAAGCAUUUUAGGAAGAAAAUAUAACUAUUAAGAGUAUAUUUUUGUUUUCUUAAUAGUACUUGUUACAAGCAUACUAAAUGUUUUACUAAUGAGGUGAAUGUUUUUAUUUGUAGUCAUGAAGGACUGCUGUCAUUGCUAGACUGUAAUUUUAUAGAAAGAUAUUAUACUCUCAUGUUAUAGUCAUUAAGCAUAUAUGCCAUAUUAGAAAAUGUCUAGUUGAAAAUAGUUAACACAGGCGCAGAAAGUAUUAUUAGAAGUCCAGUUGUUCAGCCUAAUCUAGUUUUAUUAUCUGCAUCAGAUGUUUAUUGCAAGUGACAAGCAUUUUGCAUUAUAGUACUCAGUUGCCGCACAAUCUUUAUUUUAAUGAUCUGAUAAUUGCACCAAUGAUAGCAGUUUAAGGAAGGUUUUAUAAGGUUCUAACAAAACCAUUUAAAUCAUAUUUGUAUAAUUUUUUGUAUAUAUAACUCUGUGGAAAGAAAGAUGUUAGAUGUGGGUGGAACAGGCUUUUCAAAUUUUAUUCUGAUUGGUAUAUUGAUUUGUGGUGUGACUUCAGAAUCUGACAUCUAACAGUGUCUUUUUUAUGGAAGUUGAAUAUAAAGCAAUUAUAUUCUUCUUAUAUAAUGUACAUGGCUGUGUUGUUCAGUGGUGGAUGAAGAUCCCAUGUUAAUUGUUAAAUAAAAUGAAUCUAUGCUUA
Molecule: messenger RNA, 2394 nt
Organism: Penaeus indicus
Lineage: Eukaryota; Metazoa; Arthropoda; Malacostraca; Decapoda; Penaeidae
Product: GMP reductase 2-like
Exons: 7
Coding region: 98-1159 (353 amino acids)
Biological process (GO): nucleotide metabolic process
Cellular component (GO): GMP reductase complex
Molecular function (GO): GMP reductase activity
Source: RefSeq, a predicted model, not a curated record